Molecule: messenger RNA, 1357 nt
Organism: Alnus glutinosa
Lineage: Eukaryota; Viridiplantae; Streptophyta; Magnoliopsida; Fagales; Betulaceae
Product: U1 small nuclear ribonucleoprotein C-like
Exons: 6
Coding region: 386-988 (200 amino acids)
Biological process (GO): mRNA splicing, via spliceosome; spliceosomal snRNP assembly; mRNA 5'-splice site recognition
Cellular component (GO): nucleus; U1 snRNP
Molecular function (GO): zinc ion binding; pre-mRNA 5'-splice site binding
Source: RefSeq, a predicted model, not a curated record
GCGCUCAAUCUCAUUCUCUGUUAUCUGGCUCUCUCCCACACUGGUCUCGACUCUCUAUUCAAGUGACGGCUGAAGCAACAGCAACGACCGACGGUCCCAACACCCACCGACCAUCGUGACCGCCCAGAAGAAAAGAGCAGCCAACGGUCCAACAGUCCAACAUCCCUUCUCCCCCUUCAAACCCGAGUCCCUCUUCCCCCUCAACGGUACAAAAUUUCUCCCUUCUCUUCGUCAGUAAUCACCGAAGGCAGGAAACCAAGAGGAUUUGGUUGGGCAACUACUUGAGUUCACACCCUGAAGUUUCCCCUUUAUUGUGGAUUCAAAGUUGGCGUGACAUAGGUCCUCUCUGCUCUGCAAUCAGAUACAAUUCGAGCUACACUCAGCCAUGCCACGAUACUACUGUGAUUAUUGUGACACGUACUUGACCCACGAUUCCCCAUCUGUAAGAAAGCAGCACAAUGCAGGUUACAAGCACAAGAACAAUGUUCGGACAUACUAUCAACAAUUCGAGGAGCAACAAACCCAAAGCUUGAUCGACCAAAGGAUUAAGGAACAUCUUGGGCAAGCUGCAGCAUUCCAGCAGGUUGGUGCUGCUUACAAUCAACAUCUAAUGGGUCAAAGGCCCCGCCUUCCGGUUCUACCUACACCCGUAAUGUCACAGAUACCUGGAAGUUCACCAUUACUCCUAGGGAUUAGGCCUCCUGUUUUACCAAGACCAAUGGCCGGACCUCCAGGGUAUAUGUCUGCUCCGACAAUGGCACCUAUGAUGGUUCCACCUGGUGCUCCUUCCUUACCUGGUCAAUUGAAUGCUAUUCCAAGGCCUCCUAUGAGUGCACCCACAACAGUUCCUGGAAGCACAGCAGCAGCCACUCCCAAUGGUGCCCCACGUAUGGUUGCACCGCCAUUGUAUCAAGCCAGUCCAGUGCCAUCAACAAGUGGGGGCUAUGAUCUCAAUGCCAAUGCCCAAGCUACUGAGGCUAAUCAUUAGCUUUGAGAAACUGCUGAAGUACAGGAGGAAGAGGGAGAGGAAGGAUGGGGAGAGGGAGAGGAGUGGGAAGGUGAUGGAUAUUUUAAUUAAUAAAAUGUUCUUUAAGAGCUUGUCACCUGGUGCUAAAUGUAGAGAAUAGUUGUGGAAUCUGAUUUUUGUAAACAUUAUAUAUAAUGGAUUCAUUUCUAGUUGUGGCUACUGGAGAAGUUGUGCUUGUCCAGAAUUAUUAUCUAAUUUGAGCUGCUCUUAUUCUGUAGCAGAGAUUGUUGCUUGAAAUAUGUAUUUUGGAAAAACAAUUUACAACCAAGUGGUGGUUGAAGGAUGAGACAAAUAUUUUGACAAAUUCUAUUGUAGUUUUCUUUGGCUCUA